CUCCCUCUCUCUUUCUCUCUCUCUCUUGGUCCCUCCGUGCAACAGGAUGCUGGCAGUUCUUUUAUGGCUGAGCAGCUGAGUUCUGUUUCCUGAUUACUUUUUUUUUACUUUUAAGGGAGAGGGAGAAGUGAAAUGACUGUGUAUGUGAGAGAGGAAUAGAGGGGGUGGGAGAGAGAGGGGGUGAGAGGUUGAGGCAGAGGAAUGCUGUGAUGUCAUGGACUAUGUCAUACACAAAGGCAUGAGGAUAUACAUCCACACUUCCACUCCAGAGCUGGCUGUAGACUUACUCUGUGGACCAUCCCCAGUCCGCUCUGAUGGAGGUUCUACGAUAAGCAGCAUGAUCGUCAGAUCCACGGGGGGACAGAGAAGGGACUCCUCAUCCUAAGCCGGGUCUCCGUGGGACACUUCUGCUGCUUUUUGUUGAUCUUCCAACCCCAGGUCCACAGCUCCUCUCUGAAGCAGGACCCCUACCCCCUCCACCCGGCCUUCACCAUGCUGCAGCAGAUCUUGCAGGACAUGCACAUCGACCCGGAGAUCCUGGAGGCCCUGAAUGAUGACCAGAAGAAGAUCCUCUUCUUCAAGAUGCGUGAGGAACAGGUGCGUCGUUGGAAGGAGAGGGAGGAGAAGCUGGAGAGGGAAGCCAAGGUGGCCCUGAUGUCCAGGCCAAAGAAAGUCCACAGUAAGAGUGUAAGCUGGCUGCUCGGACGGGACGGAGACGUCCACAUUGUCAUUAUCGGAGAGAUGGACGAGCUGAAGACCUCCAAGGUCAUCUACUCUGGUCUCGGCGAGCGGGAUCCAUCCAGUCUCCACGACAACGCGCGGCCACCGGGAGCCCUGAAGAGCAGCCUGGUGAGAAGGGCACCUUCAGAACCGGUCAGAACCGGGAGGGAGAACCUCCCCCCUAGAGAUCAAAGCGGAGUAGAGAUAAGCUUCAAGGAGAAGAUGGAGGAUUCGAAGGCACGCCCACACGUACCCUCUCAGCAGACGCAGGUCUCGGAGAAGAGUCAGCAGUCUUCCUCACCGCAGGAGACCGAGAAGGAGCCUGGCUCGGGCAGUCCCGCGGACAGCUCUAAGGGAUCGGGGCCUUCCACUUGGGUGCACUUGAAGCUGAGAGGCGCUGCGUCUGUCCCAGGGAAACCCCACGCCCCAGAUCCUCAGGAGAAACAUGUUGUUCCAUUUUGCGCCAAAGCCAGACUUUGCCCUCGGGAUCCUCUGGAUCAGCACCAUGUCAAAGGUAGAGAUUUCCGGCUGGUGGCUGCUGCCUCAGGGCUGGGGGGCCACAGCGAGGGGGCGGGCGUGGCCCGGGGUCGGGUAGCACAGCUCAUGAAGAACUUCGGCGAGCCCCGCUCCCGUCAGGCCCCCCCCACCCCCAAGCCCCCCCACCUGCACCUUGCCUCCCCCUCGCUCAGGUGACCUGCGGAGAGAUGCACCUGGGGAGGCUGACCCCCACCCCCCACCCCUGCCCAUUAAUCCGUGUGACUGCAAACCAUAACAACGCACGGAAAGCGGGGAACAAAGCUUGUCAUUUAGUAACUUAUUACGAGACGAUAUCACAGCUUUCACUUCCAGGCCCCUGUUUAUUAUUUUUUACCCUUUUCCUGGUUUGCUAUGUCUGUAAAUAUUCUUGCAGGGCACAAAACAAGAAUGUUUUUUUUUUUAUUCUCUCUUCCCUUGACUUUUCUUUGGCCUGGUUAUCUCAGCUCCCACAUGACAUUAUAUCACUGCUCCGCGUCUGCGUGUGAGACGCUUUCAUUUGAGCGUCAGGGUGUCUCCGGUUACAGCAGAGCACGCUCAGGCGCUGUGGCGUGGCGUCAGUCAUCCGUCGGGGCCGACCCGCCUGAACCUGCGCGCCGGAGGAUCAAUGGCGUCACUUUACUCUUUCUGCCGGAACCGCCGUCGCCGAGGAGACUGAAGCUGAACAGCCACAGCGGCACCAAGCUGAAGCCGGGUUCCUGACGUCACGGCACUCAGGCACCUCGCCUCACACCGGGAACUGACACGCGCUGCUCUCUGAGGGGCGGAAAUUCAGCCCUCCUCCGUCGCCGCCCCCCCAGGUGUCGAAGGCAAAGGAAGACAGCCAUAUUGAGUCUGGGCUCUCGGUGAUACUGUCGCACGGGGCUGAAGGGGAGCCUCUUUCAUCCCAAAGAGGGGAUACCUGGUCAAAUAGGUUAUCUGACUUUCCCGUCCACAAAAAGUGUUUCCGCAGGUUAAAUGGUGUUGUGUGUUCGGCAGGGCGACACAAAGGGCUGGUCAGUACUCACAAGGGGGCAAUGGGGACCAAUAAAGCACCUAAACAAUAAACAAGCCUCUUAGUCAAACCAUUAACCUUCAGUUCCUCCAGCGUCCCCGUUCUGGUCAGGUGACCCAGUGCAGCGAUUCCUCUCCCCGCUACCUGCGACCACGGGCUACAUGGAGCCUGUCCUGUGGGUCUCGGUGCUGGCCGGCUGGAAGGUUAAUGUCGCAUGCUGUUUACUCCGGGGUGACUUGUAAUUCCUGCUUUCUUUGUGUCAUUAUAUGUGUUUCGCUGUUGUUUUCUUUUAAGCACGUUAUUUUCUUACGGAAAGAGAUGAGCGAGGCAGGCCACCCAUGCGCCAUCCUUCCAAG
Brienomyrus brachyistius is the source of this 2604-nucleotide messenger RNA. RefSeq lists its product as uncharacterized. The transcript has 8 exons. The record is from RefSeq and is a predicted model, not a curated record. Gene Ontology annotation, cellular component: cytoplasm. Bases 493 to 1413 code for a protein of 306 amino acids. NCBI's taxonomy places the organism in Eukaryota, Metazoa, Chordata, Actinopteri, Osteoglossiformes, Mormyridae.